Echinops telfairi (small Madagascar hedgehog) is the source of this 6804-nucleotide messenger RNA. RefSeq names its product ubiquitin specific peptidase 32 (gene USP32). NCBI's taxonomy places the organism in Eukaryota, Metazoa, Chordata, Mammalia, Afrosoricida, Tenrecidae. Gene Ontology annotation, cellular component: Golgi apparatus. Gene Ontology annotation, biological process: protein deubiquitination. The record is from RefSeq and is a predicted model, not a curated record. Bases 19 to 4887 code for a protein of 1622 amino acids. Gene Ontology annotation, molecular function: calcium ion binding; cysteine-type deubiquitinase activity. The transcript is spliced from 34 exons.
CGAGGGGAUGAGGGGAGCAUGGGCGCCAAGGAGUCACGGAUUGGAUUCCUCAGCUACGAGGAGGCGCUGAGGAGAGUUACAGAUGUAGAGCUGAAACGACUGAAAGAUGCCUUCAAGAGAACCUGUGGACUGUCAUAUUACAUGGGCCAGCACUGCUUCAUCAGGGAAGUGCUUGGGGAUGGAGUGCCUCCAAAAGUUGCUGAGGUGAUUUACUGUUCUUUUGGUGGAACAGCCAAAGGGCUACACUUCAAUAACUUAAUAGUUGGACUUGUCCUCCUUACACGUGGCCGAGAUGAAGAAAAAGCAAAAUACAUUUUUAGUCUUUUUUCGAGUGAAUCUGGGAGCUAUGUUGUUCGGGAAGAAAUGGAGAGAAUGCUGCAUGUGGUGGAUGGUAAAGUUCCAGAUACACUCAGGAAGUGUUUCUCAGAGGGUGAAAAGGUUAACUAUGAAAAGUUUAGAAAUUGGCUUCUUUUAAACAAAGAUGCUUUUACCUUCUCUCGUUGGCUGUUAUCUGGAGGUGUAUAUGUUACUCUCACUGAUGAUAGUGAUACCCCUACUUUCUACCAAACUCUAGCUGGAGUCACACACUUGGAAGAAUCAGACAUCAUUGAUCUAGAGAAACGCUACUGGUUACUGAAGGCUCAAUCUCGGACUGGGAGAUUUGACCUAGAUACAUUUGGUCCAUUGGUUUCACCACCUAUUCGUCUAUCUCUGAGUGAAGGUUUGUUUAAUGCUUUUGAUGAAAAUCGUGACAAUCACAUAGAUUUUAAGGAGAUAUCCUGUGGGUUAUCUGCCUGUUGCAGAGGACCCCUAGCCGAAAGACAAAAAUUUUGCUUCAAGGUGUUUGAUGUUGACCGUGAUGGAGUUCUCUCCAGGGUUGAGCUGAGAGACAUGGUGGUUGCACUUUUAGAGGUUUGGAAGGACAACCGCACUGAUGAAAUCCCUGAAUUACACACGGAUCUGUGUGACAUUGUAGAAGGCAUAUUGAAUACGCAUGACACCACAAAGAUGGGCCAUCUUACGCUGGAAGACUAUCAGAUCUGGAGUGUAAAAAAUGCUCUUGCCAAUGAAUUUUUGAAUCUCCUCUUCCAGGUGUGUCAUAUCGUUCUGGGGUUAAGACCAGCUACUCCAGAAGAGGAAGGACAAAUUAUUAGAGGAUGGCUAGAACGAGAGAGCAGGUAUGGUCUGCAACCAGGCCACAAUUGGUUCAUCAUCUCCAUGCAGUGGUGGCAGCAAUGGAAAGACUAUGUGAAAUAUGAUAGCAGCCCUGUUGUAAUUGAACCAUCGUCUGUUCUGAAUGGAGGAAAAUAUUCAUUUGGAGCAGCAGUACAUACGUUAGAGCAGAAUGAAGAUAGACUGGGAGGUGGUAGCCUGACUUAUGUGAACACCACAGAAGAGAAAUUUUCAGACAACAUUUCGACUGCAUCUGAAGCCUCAGAAAGUGCUGGCAGCAGUUUUCUGUAUUCUGCUACACCAGGGGCUGAUCUGUGCUUUGCUCGACAGCAUAACACUUCUGACAAUAACAACCAGUGUUUGCUGGGAUCCAAUGGGAAUAUUUUAUUGCACCUUAAUCCUCAAAAACCAGGGGCUAUUGAUAACCAGCCAUUAGUAACUCAAGAACCAGUAAAGGCUACAUCAUUAACACUAGAAGGAGGACGAUUAAAGAGAACUCCACAGCUAAUCCAUGGUAGAGAUUAUGAAAUGGUUCCAGAACCCGUGUGGAGAGCUCUUUAUCAUUGGUAUGGUGCAAACCUGGCCCUACCUAGACCUGUGAUCAAGAAUAGCAAGACAGACAUCCCAGAACUAGAAUUAUUUCCUCGUUAUCUCCUUUUCCUGAGACAGCAGCCUGCCACUCGGACACAGCAGUCUAACAUCUGGGUGAAUAUGGGUAUGAUGAGCCUGAGAAUGUUUCCUCAGCAUUUACCUAGAGGAAAUGUACCUUCUCCGAAUGCACCCUUAAAGCGGGUGUUAGCCUAUACAGGCUGUUUUAGUCGAAUGCAGACCAUCAAGGAAAUUCACGAAUAUCUAUCUCAGAGGCUGCGCAUCAAAGAAGAAGAUAUGCGCCUGUGGUUAUACAACAGUGAGAAUUACCUGACCCUUUUGGAUGACGAGGAUCAUCGGUUGGAAUAUUUGAAAAUCCAGGAUGAGCAGCAUUUGGUAAUUGAAGUUCGCAACAAAGAUAUGAGUUGGCCUGAGGAGAUGUCAUUUAUAGCAAACAGUAGUAAAAUUGAUAGACACAAGGUUCCCACAGAAAAGGGAGCCACAGGUCUGAGUAACCUGGGAAACACAUGCUUCAUGAACUCAAGCAUCCAGUGUGUUAGCAACACGCAGCCACUGACAAAGUAUUUUAUCUCAGGGAGACAUCUGUAUGAACUCAACAGGACAAAUCCCAUUGGCAUGAAGGGGCAUAUGGCUAAAUGCUAUGGGGAUUUAGUACAGGAACUUUGGAGUGGGACUCAGAAGAAUGUUGCUCCAUUAAAGCUUCGGUGGACCAUAGCAAAGUAUGCUCCCAGAUUUAAUGGGUUCCAGCAGCAAGACUCCCAAGAACUUCUGGCUUUUCUCUUGGAUGGUCUUCAUGAAGAUCUUAACCGAGUCCAUGAGAAGCCGUAUGUGGAGCUGAAGGACAGUGAUGGCCGACCAGACUGGGAAGUAGCUGCAGAGGCCUGGGACAACCAUCUGAGAAGGAAUAGAUCGAUUGUUGUGGAUUUGUUCCAUGGGCAGCUGAGAUCCCAAGUCAAAUGCAAGACAUGUGGGCAUAUAAGUGUACGAUUUGACCCUUUCAAUUUUCUGUCUUUACCACUCCCAAUGGACAGUUAUAUGCACUUAGAAAUAACAGUUAUUAAGCUAGAUGGUACAACCCCUGUACGAUAUGGUCUAAGACUGAAUAUGGAUGAAAAGUACACAGGUUUAAAAAAGCAGCUGAGUGAUCUCUGUGGACUUAAAUCAGAACAGAUCCUUCUUGCAGAAGUGCAUAGUUCCAACAUAAAGAACUUCCCUCAGGACAACCAAAAAGUCCGACUCUCAGUGAGUGGAUUUUUGUGUGCAUUUGAGGUUCCCAUCCCUGGAUCUCCCAUUUCAGCAUCUAGUCCAAUUCAGACGGAUUUUUCCUCUUCCCCAUCUACAAAUGGCAUGUUUGCUCUGACCACCAAUGGAGACCUGCCUCGACCGAUAUUCAUCCCCAAUGGAAUGCCAAACACUGUUGUGCCAUGUGGAACUGAGAAGAACUUCACAAAUGGAAUGGUGAAUGGUCAUAUGUCAUCUCUUCCUGACAACCCCUUUACAGGCUACAUCAUUGCAGUCCACCGAAAAAUGAUGAGGACAGAACUUUAUUUCCUGUCAUCUCAGAAGAACCGCCCCAGCCUCUUUGGAAUGCCACUGAUUGUCCCGUGCACUGUGCAUACUCGGAAGAAAGAUCUCUAUGAUGCUGUUUGGAUUCAGGUGUCUCGAUUAGCCAGCCCACUCCCUCCUCAGGAAGCUAGUAACCAUGCUCAGGAUUGUGAUGACAGUAUGGGCUAUCAGUAUCCAUUCACUCUACGAGUCGUGCAGAAAGAUGGAAAUUCCUGUGCUUGGUGCCCGUGGUAUAGAUUUUGCAGAGGCUGUAAAAUUGACUGCGGGGAAGACAGAGCUUUCAUCGGCAAUGCCUACAUUGCUGUAGACUGGGAUCCUACUGCUCUUCACCUCCGCUAUCAGACGUCACAGGAGAGGGUCAUGGAUGAGCAUGAGAGUGUGGAGCAGAGUCGGCGAGCCCAAGCCGAACCCAUCAACCUGGACAGCUGUCUCCGUGCCUUCACCAGUGAGGAGGAGCUGGGGGAGAACGAGAUGUACUACUGCUCCAAGUGUAAGACCCACUGCUUGGCAACCAAGAAACUGGAUCUCUGGAGACUUCCCCCUAUUCUGAUUAUUCACCUUAAACGAUUUCAAUUUGUGAAUGGCCGGUGGAUAAAAUCCCAGAAAAUUGUUAAAUUUCCUCGUGAAUCUUUUGACCCUAGUGCUUUUUUGGUACCAAGGGACCCAGCUCUCUGUCACCGGAAACCACUCACACCCCAGGGGGACGAUCUCUCUGACCCACGGGUUCCAGUGGGAGAGGUGAAGAAAGUCGAAGGCCAGAACUGCUCCUCCUCAGCUGGGGAUGAAGAUAUGUCCUUGAGCAAGAGCCCGUCCUCACUCAGUGCAAACAUCAUCAGGAGCCCGAAAGGUUCGCCUUCUUCAUCACGAAAAAGUGGAACCAGCUGCCCCUCCAGCAAAACUAGUAGCCCUAACAGCAGCCCCCGGACUUUGGGGAGGAGCAAAGGGAGGCUCCGGCUGCCCCAGAUUGGCAGCAAAAACAAACUGUCAAGCAGCAAGGAGAACUUGGACACCAGCAAGGAAAACGGGCCCGGGCAGGUUUGUGAGCUGACCGAUACCUUGAGCCGAGGGCACAUGCUGGGGGGCAGCCAGCCCGAACUGGCCACCCCUCAGGACCAUGAGGUAGCGUUGGCCAAUGGAUUCCUUUAUGAGCAUGAGGCUUGUGGCAACGGCUGCAGCAAUGGUCAGCUUGACAACCACAGUGAGGAAGACAGCACUGAUGACCAAAGAGAAGCUGUUCAUGUUAAACCCAUUUAUAAUCUAUAUGCAAUCUCGUGCCACUCAGGAAUUCUGGGUGGGGGCCAUUAUGUCACUUAUGCCAAAAACCCCAACAGCAAGUGGUACUGCUACAACGACAGCAGUUGUAAGGAACUUCACCCCGAUGAAAUUGACACCGACUCUGCCUACAUUCUUUUCUACGAGCAGCGGAGGACAGACUACGCACAAUUUCUGCCAGAGAUCGAUGGCAAAAAGAUGGCAGACACCAGCAGCAUGGACGAAGACUUCGAGUCCGAUUACAGAAAGUACUGUGUGCUGCAGUAAGGCCCUGACUGGCUGCAAGGCGGGCUGCUGGCGAAGGGAAAGGGUUCCCUGCAGCUGACCUUCGGCAAAGGUGUCGCUGAGACGCAAACUAAAUGUAGUUAUUUUAUCCUGUGACCCUGAAGCACAAAAUAAAAAUCCUAAUUACAAUAGCAUUUCACAUAACAAUAAUACUACCCUUGUUCUGAGCUGUCUCCCACAAGCUCUCUGGUAGAGAACUCUCAGGCAGAGCCCACCAUUAGCCUGUAAGCAAAAGGGUUUGGCAGCAGCCACCUGGGACCAAAUAAGAACUUCACUGUGCUUGUCCGGAUUCGAACAAACAUGUAGCGAGUACAGCGUUUGCCAGUAAGCCUAAUGAGAUCCUAAGGAUUUCCUUGGAGUCAAAGAAAAACAAAACAACAACAACAACAAAAUUGUAGUGUUGUCUGGGGACGACAUGAUAUGCUACCUCCUUUUCCCCGAAGUUUUAUUCCAUUCUAUUGACAAGACAAGGAAAGCAAGACCAUGAAGAUGUGCAACGAUUCUUAUGGUGUGGACACAGAUUUUUAGACUUACUUUUCAGACCUUUCCCCCACUCUUUGUCAUGCUUUUUGUUUUUGACGUCCUGUUGGACACACCCUGUAAGUCAGGAAGGGCAGGACUCUAGAAGGGAUGGGUCCCCCCUCUGGCCGCCGCCUUGCUUGGGAGACCCUGUAGAAAGGAAAAGCAUCCUGGGAAACCCUCUCAGGCAGGAUACUUAGCGUGUCCUCAAAUGUGCUUCCCCAACCCCUUAGUGUGGCAUCAUUUGUCCCAUCUUCAUCAUCUUCAUCCACAUGCACGCGUUGCACAAGGAGCUGAGCUGAAAACCUGCCGCAGAGCCAGCUUCUGGUUCGCAGUCAGUGGUGGCUUUUUGUUUGUUGAGGUGUUUUUGCACUUUAUCGAAAGGAGAGAAUACUCAUAAAAAUUUGUUCUAAUUUGAUGGCUCUAAAUUAACUCUAAUUUGAUGGCUCUAAAUUAACUCAGAGUAGUUUCCCCUUUCUUUACACUUAAAAACAAAACAUAUCCCAAACAUUGAUUUUAUUCAUAGAUAUUUUUGAUGAAAUUGGUGGAUAUAGGAAAAAAACUUUACUUCUAUUUUGCUUAAGUGCCCUUUUUUUUUGUUUUGUUGAUUUCCCAGUUAAUUGCUUACUUUUAUUUUCCUUUCAUUAUUCAAGACUGGAACAAAGAUAAAAAUGUUAUUUAUUUAAGCCUUUUUUUGUUUUUUAACUUUUGUUAACAUAUUUCAAUAGUGUAGUGUACCAUUUUGUGUUUUGUUUGGUUGGUCCUUGGUAUUUGUUGGGGCCCUGGAAGUGAGUAGUCUCAUUGAUUGCUAGAUUGCACUAAUCUUCCUCCUUCAGAGGUAGUCGGUACCAGUGUCACUAAGCCUUUGUGUUCUGACAUCUGACAUCAGGGGCUCUUCAGCUCUCCGAGGGUCCGGAGAGAUGGUCGGAAAUGGCUACUUCAGGUCAAAACCCUUUUCAGAGGAAGGAGUGGUUUAAUGUGACCAAGUCACCAAAAUCAAGACUUCAGUGUUUGGGAGAUUUUCAAUAUACAAAAUCUGUCCAUUCUUACAUGGUCAAGUCAUGUUUUAUUUAAGCAGGUAGCACAAUCUACUAAUGUUGUUUGAUCUGUGUAUGUUAUAUUGGUUGUAAUUUUUUUUCAUUCAUGAAUUAGCAGAAAUUUUAUUAAAUUAACUAUUAACUACAUUCACCUUGUAAAUUACUGUAUAAAACUUGACAAUGCACUGACUUUAGAAAGAUGUUAAUGUACAUAAAUAGAGUGUAAAUAAAAGUGUUGAUGUACCGAAAUAUGAACUGUAUAAAAAAGUAUUGGUAAUUGUAUAUGGAGUGUUCCUGUUUAUCUGUAACUAUUAUCCAAACAAAUUAAAUACUGUGGAUGCUU